Molecule: messenger RNA, 3468 nt
Organism: Eleginops maclovinus (Patagonian blennie)
Lineage: Eukaryota; Metazoa; Chordata; Actinopteri; Perciformes; Eleginopidae
Gene: clcn4
Product: chloride channel, voltage-sensitive 4
Exons: 12
Coding region: 164-2473 (769 amino acids)
Biological process (GO): transmembrane transport; chloride transport
Cellular component (GO): early endosome; plasma membrane; synaptic vesicle
Molecular function (GO): voltage-gated chloride channel activity
Source: RefSeq, a predicted model, not a curated record
GUCUGAACCGGUGCAUUGUGGGAAGCCGUCUGUGACGCUGUGUGUUUCUUGACAUAUCUAACGCCGCCUUUCUCUCCAAAUGCACGCUGAAAAUGCAGUGCAUAUCCAGCUUUAACUAGCUGUGACUCAGGCAGCGUUCAACCCGCGGUCUCCAGGACGCAGCAUGGAGGCUGGAGAAGGUGUCAGCGGCACCACGCCCACAGAGGAGAUGAACGGAGCCGGGAACUUGAUGGAUUUCCUGGACGAGCCUUUUCCUGACGUGGGCACCUACGAAGAUUUCCACACCAUCGACUGGCUGAGGGAGAAAUCCAGAGACACGGACCGCCAUCGCAAGAUCACCAGUAAGAGUAAAGAGUCCUUCUGGGAGCUGAUCAAGAGUCUGCUGGACGCCUGGUCAGGAUGGGUGGUGAUGCUGCUCAUCGGACUGCUCUCAGGCACGCUGGCCGGAGUGAUUGACCUGGCGGUGGACUGGAUGACGGACCUGAAGGAAGGCGUGUGUCUGACGGCCUUCUGGUACAGCCACGAGCAGUGCUGCUGGACGUCCAAUGAGACCACCUUCGACGACCGGGACAAGUGUCCGCAGUGGCAGAAGUGGGCCGAGCUGAUGACGGGCCACGCUGAGGGAGCGGGAGCAUACGUGUUGAACUACUUCCUGUACGUCCUGUGGGCUCUGCUGUUUUCCUUCCUGGCCGUGUCUCUGGUGCGAGUGUUUGCUCCGUAUGCCUGCGGCUCAGGAAUCCCCGAGAUCAAGACGAUCCUCAGCGGCUUCAUCAUCCGGGGCUACCUGGGGAAAUGGACCCUGCUGAUAAAGACGGUCACCCUGGUUCUGGCGGUGUCGUCGGGCCUGAGUCUGGGGAAAGAGGGCCCGCUGGUCCACGUGGCCUGCUGCUGCGGGAACCUUUUCUGCAGCCUCUUUUCCAAGUACAGCAAGAACGAGGGCAAGCGCAGAGAGGUGCUGUCAGCAGCAGCAGCAGCCGGGGUGUCUGUAGCCUUCGGAGCGCCCAUCGGAGGAGUUCUGUUCAGCCUGGAAGAGGUCAGCUACUACUUCCCUCUGAAGACGCUGUGGCGUUCGUUCUUCGCUGCCCUGGUCGCCGCCUUCACGCUGCGCUCCAUCAACCCGUUCGGCAACAGCCGCCUGGUGCUGUUCUACGUGGAGUACCACACGCCGUGGUACAUGGCGGAGCUGGUGCCCUUCAUCCUGCUGGGUGUGUUCGGCGGCCUCUGGGGGACGCUGUUUAUCCGCGCCAACAUCGCCUGGUGCCGCCGGAGGAAGACCACGCAGCUGGGCAAGUACCCGGUCCUGGAGGUCAUCGCUGUGACGGGCAUCACCGCCCUGCUGGCGUUCCCCAACCCAUACACCCGGCGCAGCACCAGCGAGCUCAUCUCCGAGCUGUUCAACGACUGCGGGGCGCUGGAGUCCUCGCAGCUCUGCGACUACAUCAACAACCCCAACAUGAGCCGGCCCGUCGACGACAUCCCCGACCGCCCGGCGGGCCCCGGGGUCUACAACGCACUGUGGCAGCUCGCCCUCGCGCUCGUCUUCAAGAUCGUCAUCACCAUCUUCACCUUCGGCAUGAAGAUCCCGUCGGGUCUGUUCAUCCCCAGCAUGGCGGUCGGCGCUAUAGCCGGACGGAUCGUGGGGAUCGCCGUGGAGCAGAUGGCGUACCACCACCACGACUGGAUCAUCUUCAAGAACUGGUGCCGGCCCGGUGCAGACUGCGUCACCCCGGGACUCUACGCCAUGGUGGGGGCCGCCGCCUGCCUGGGGGGGGUGACCAGGAUGACGGUUUCCCUGGUGGUCAUCAUGUUCGAGCUCACCGGCGGGCUGGAGUACAUCGUGCCCCUCAUGGCCGCCGCCGUCACCAGUAAGUGGGUGGCGGACGCCUUCGGGAAGGAGGGCAUCUACGAGUCUCACAUCCAGCUCAACGGCUACCCCUACCUGGACGUGAGGGACGAGUUCACCCACCGCACCCUGGCCACUGACGUGAUGCGUCCCCGCAGGAACGACCCCCCCCUGGCCGUCCUCACGCAGGACAGCACCACGGUGGAGGAUGUGGAGACGCUGAUCAAAGACACCGACUACAACGGCUUCCCCGUGGUGGUGUCCCGGGAGUCGGAGAGGCUCAUCGGCUUUGUGCAGCGCCGCGACCUCACCCUCGCCAUCAAAACCGCCCGGCAGAAGCAGGACGGCGUGGUGAGCAGCUCCGUGGUCUACUUCACCGAGGACGCGCCACAGCUGCCGGCCAGCAACCCGCAGCCCCUGAAGCUGCGGCGCGUCCUGAACCUCAGCCCCUUCACCGUCACAGACCACACGCCCAUGGAGACGGUGGUGGACAUCUUCCGCAAGCUGGGCCUCCGCCAGUGUCUGGUCACCAGGAGCGGGCGUCUCCUGGGCAUCAUCACCAAGAAGGACGUCCUGCGACACAUGGCCCAGAUGAUGAACCAGGACCCAGAGUCCAUCAUGUUCAACUAGCAGCUCCUCUGACGGUGUAAAUACUACUGAAUCCUCCACCUGUGGAAAGCCCCAGACCCAGAACCACCUCGCUGUAGCUUCAACCUCUCCAACCCUCCGGGGACCACCUGAACGCUUCACCGCCUCAUGUUGCCAACAGCGCUGAGAGCUUGUUUAAAGAGUCCCUCCUCUCGUGCUGAGUUCAAGGGAAGCGUUCAGAAAGGGAAAACCCGGAGCUUUAGAUAAGCACUCCUCGCUGCACCCCAGACACAGAGGAGCCCCGAUAUCAAGAUAAGGGAUCCUCAGAGUCUCUCAAAGUAAUUGAAACGGGACCACUUAUUAUCUGAUAAAGUACCACUGAGUUGAUGUAGAGGUGGGGGUUUGGGACUGCUGCCCUCUGUGAUUAUUAUUUCUGUGUUGCUGCCAUAUUUAUAUUAACGCUGCUCGUCUCCAUGUGAAGUUUUACCCAUCAGUGUAGCGUGAGUCUGCUCCUCCGACUCAAAGGGUUUCCUUAUUGCUUUGCUAUAAUCACACUUUCAAUUACGGUCCCUCAUUGCAGAGGAAGGUCUGAUUGGUUUCUUGUAGACAUUUCAGAAAGUAAACGAAGAAGAGAAACGUUCAACUGAUUGUAAAGCUGGUUAAAACAUGUUUCUCAUUGGCUUAAAAACUGAGCAGGGAAACUGAGCUCCUCGGCCUCCAACCUUUUAAAAGCUGCUCAUAUUUUUGAACAUUUCCAGCUCUUAAAGAGUAGUUUCUGCGCCCCGUUCCUCGACUGCACGCUCAGUGUUCCCCUCGUGAUGGUUUAGCUCCAAACAAAGGAUCCACCUGUGGUUUCAGAUGCCAACACACUGUAUUGAAGGAAGACCUGUUGUAAAUAUUACAGAUUUAUUGUGAGCAUUUCUUUAUGGCUUUUACCCCUCAAUAUUUAUCAGACGCAUCGCUCGUACAGGAAACACAUAUUUGCACUUUUUUCUUUUUCUGACUUUGUGAGAAAUAAACCCUCAGACGGUGGAUCA